GCUCACCGCCCCUCACCUUCCCAGCUCCGCCCUCGGCCCGGCGCUUCCUGGGCUCCUCGCCGGCGGCCUCGAGGGGCCGCGCGCCCCUGACGGCGCGCCCGACCCUGCCUGCGCCCCGAGUCCGCUCCUCGCGGCCCUCGGCGGUAGCUUCGAUAUAUUCAGGCCAGGCUGUAACUUUCAUUACUCUUUUCCCGCCUUUGCAGCGUUCCCGUCCUCUCUCGCAGGGAAGGAAUAUUGUGCCCCGAGAAUAAUGGUGAAACGAAUUCAGAGGCUCUGUGCUGGCAUAUUAAGGGCCCAGAACCUGUCUGGGGGGGUUCUCCAAGGCCAAGAACUCCGGUCCUGAGUCGCAGACCUGUGCUCACUUCCUGUUCCUCUUACUACUGCUGCUACUACUACUACUGACAAUAGCAACUAACGUUUGUACAGUUCUGGUCAUGUGCCAGGCACUGUUCUAAGCACUUUAGACAUAAAUGAAUUUAUUUACGCUUCAUGACAGUAUCAUGAAGUAGGUAUUUUUGUUAUUCUCAUUUUUCAAACGAGGAAACAUGUGGCCCAGGGUACGGUGUUCAAUGGUGUCGUCGUGAUCCGUCCCCCCCCGCAUGUUCACCAGGAACCUCAGAAUGGGACAUUAUUUAGAAAUAGGGUCUUUGCUGAUGUAAUUAGUUAAGAUGAGGUUAUAGUGGGUUAGAAUGGGCGCGAAAUCCAAUAUGACUCGUGUCCUUUUAAGAAGAGGGAAAUUUGGAUACAGAAGCAGGCUUAGAGGGAAAACUACCAUGUUAAGAUGGAGGCUGAGACUGGACUGGAUUUAUGCUGCCAAUAGGGGCUACCAGAGUUGGAAGAGCCAAGGAAAGCUCUUCCAGAGCCUUCCAGGUGGGCACUGCCUUGCAGACACCUUGAUUUGAAGACUUGAAGCCUCCAGAACUAAUGCGGAUUGUGGAUGAUGACGUGAGCUGGACAUCUAUCUCCACCACUAAACCAGAAAAGGAGGAAGAGGAAGAUGAUGGAGAUUUGCCUGUGGUGGCUGAGUUUGUGGAUGAGCGGCCAGAAGAGGUAAAGCAGAUGGAAGCCUUUCGUUCCAGUGCCAAAUGGAAGCUUCUGGGAGGCCACAAUGAAGAUCUACCCUCACACAGACAUUCCCGUCAUGAUACCCCGGAUUCAUCUCCUCCUAGGAGGGUCUGUCAGGAGAGCCCGGAUUCAUCUCCUCCUAGGAGGGCCCGUCAUGACAGCCUGGAUUCGUCUCCUCCUAGGAGGGCCCGUCAUGACAGCCCGGAUUCGUCUCCUCCUAGGAGGGCCCAUCCUGACAGCCCAGAUUCGUCUCCUCCUAGGAGGGCCCAUCCUGACAGCCCAGAUUCGUCUCCUCCUAGGAGGGCCCGUCAUGCCAGCCCGGAUUCGUCUCCUCCUAGGAGGGUCCGUCAUGCCAGCCCGGAUUCGUCUCCUCCUAGGAGGGUCCAUCAUGCCAGCCCGGAUUCGUCUCCUCCUAGGAGGGUCCGUCAUGACAGCCCGGAUUCGUCUCCACCUAGGAGGGUCCGUCAUGACACACCAGAUCCAUCUCCACCUAGGAGUUCCUCAGAUAUGUCUCCUCCCAGAAAAGCCCGUAACGGCUCCCCUGACACAGCUCAACCUAGGAAGACCCUUGACUCGGUGGACACCUCACAGCUUAGGAGGGCCCAUCAUAGUUCCCCUGACUUGGCUUCUGAUGUCCCUCAUUCACUGCCCAGAGCCAAAAGCAGUAAAGCCCCAGAAAGCUCCAGCAAAACUUCUCCACAUCGGAAGGGGCCAGGAGCUUCUCAUCCAUCACUCCCAAAGAACAGCAUGUAUGGGUAUGAGUCGGACCUCUCUCCUCCACGGAAAAAGCAAGCAAAAUCCCAUUUUGGAAUCAAGCAACAUGAUUCUAAAGGCUCUUCCCCCAGCCAUAUGAAAUGUCAUACAAGCUCUUCACCCAGGAGACAUCAGAGUCACACAUUGGACUCUUCUUCCUACCCAAGUGACAGUAGGCAAGCCUCUGAUUCAGAUCUUUCUCCUCCACGGCAUAAACAAAGUUCAGGGCCCCGGGAUUCUGAUUCAGAUCUGUCACCUCCACGGAAUAGACCUAGGCACCGGAACUCUGAUUCUGACCUCUCUCCACCAAGGAGGAAACAGAGGGCCAAUUCUUCUGAUUCCGAUCUGUCUCCACCUCGAAGGAGUCAGCCUCUGGGAAAGAAGGCUGCGUACAUGUAUUCUGGGGCUAAAACUGGGUUGGUGUUAACUGACAUACAGCGAGAGCAGCAGGAGCUCAAGAGACGAGACCAAGAGACCGUGGCAUUUGAAGCUGAAUUCCAACAUGCUGAAACUGUAUUUCGAGAUAAGUCUGGUCGUAAGAGGAAUCUGAAACUGGAACGUUUAGAGCAGAGGAGAAAAGCAGAGAAGGACUCAGAGAGAGAUGAGCUGUAUGCUCGGUGGGGAAAAGGGCUUGCGCAGAGCCGGCAGCAGCAACAAAACGUGGAGGAUGCAAUGAAGGAAAUGCAAAAGCCUCUGGCCCGCUAUAUUGAUGAUGAAGAUUUAGAUCGGAUGCUGAGAGAACAAGAAAGAGAAGGGGACCCCAUGGCCAACUUUAUCAAGAGGAAUAAGGCCAAGGAGAACAAGAAUAAGAAAGUGAGACCUCGCUACAAUGGCCCAGCACCUCCUCCCAACAGAUUCAAUAUCUGGCCUGGCUAUCGCUGGGAUGGAGUAGACAGAUCCAAUGGAUUUGAACAGAAGCGCUUUGCCAGGCUUGCCAGCAAGAAGGCGGUGGAGGAACUUGCCUACAAGUGGAGUGUUGAGGAUAUGUAACUUUUCUGAGGCUGUGGGGGUGGCUGUGGGUUGUCGUGGUGGGCAUAAGGCAGCCAGACAUCCAGCUGUAACAGUCGUCUAUGCUAAUAAUCAGGGCCAACACCGACCAGCCACUUGUUGAAUGCCAGUUUUGACUACAGAAGAAUACUUGAGACGUAAUGUUUGGACUGAAGGACCUGUACUUCUCAGGUGUGCUGACACUGCCUGUUGCUGGCUUUCAGAGGAAGCACUGAUUUCUCUGUGUCCCAGGGUUUGUUCUUGGUUAGGGUUUUUCUUUUUUAAUAAAUAUAUUUAUUUUUUUA
This is a messenger RNA of Hippopotamus amphibius kiboko, 3110 nucleotides long. It is a transcript of the gene BUD13, whose product is annotated as BUD13 homolog. The record is from RefSeq and is a predicted model, not a curated record. Gene Ontology annotation, cellular component: U2-type spliceosomal complex; RES complex. Gene Ontology annotation, molecular function: RNA binding. NCBI's taxonomy places the organism in Eukaryota, Metazoa, Chordata, Mammalia, Artiodactyla, Hippopotamidae. The transcript has 10 exons. Gene Ontology annotation, biological process: mRNA splicing, via spliceosome. Bases 925 to 2808 code for a protein of 627 amino acids.